Messenger RNA from Chanos chanos (milkfish), 497 nucleotides. Its product is annotated as ubiquitin-conjugating enzyme E2 variant 1-like. Bases 1 to 480 code for a protein of 159 amino acids. The transcript is spliced from 4 exons. The record is from RefSeq and is a predicted model, not a curated record. Lineage: Eukaryota; Metazoa; Chordata; Actinopteri; Gonorynchiformes; Chanidae.
AUGGUAAUGUGCGCUCGUCUAUUGGACAGGGACAAGAUGGCGGUCAACGCCGGAUCAGGCGUGAAGGUUCCUCGUAACUUCCGGCUCUUGGAGGAGCUGGAGGAGGGACAGAAGGGGUUAGGAGAUGGCACGGUGAGCUGGGGUCUGGAGGAUGAUGAGGACAUGACCCUGACCAGAUGGACAGGGAUGAUUAUCGGUCCGCCCAGGACAAUCUAUGAAAAUAGGAUGUAUAGCCUUAGGGUUGAGUGUGGUCCCAAAUAUCCAGAGACCCCGCCAUUCGUCCGAUUUGUCACAAAGAUCAACUUGAACGGCGUCCACAACUCAAAUGGUGUGGUGGACACUAGAGCUGUAUCAGCGCUGGCCAAGUGGCAGAACUCAUACAGCAUCCGUGUGGUGCUGCAAGAACUUAGGAGACUCAUGAUGUGCAAAGAGAACAUGAAACUGCCACAACCACCAGAGGGACAAAUUUAUACCAACUGAUAUUCAGCUCUGUUUCU